AGUUAUAUCUGCAUUAUACCAGCAGCUGAUUAUCCUCUAAUAACAGCACAAUGAAGGCUGAUGCUAAUCACAUGAAGACUCUCUAUGAUGCCAAUGGCUUUCUGACAGCAAUAGACGUGUUAGAUACAAAUGAACUGCGCCAAGCCAACAGCGACUAUGGGAGACUGGAGGAAAAGUUUGGCAAGGAGUACACUCAGUACAAUCUGCACAACAUCCACAUGCAGUACGAGUGGGCGAUGAACCUGGCCGUCCAUCCCAAUCUUCUGAGAGCAAUCACCGCUGUGCUGGGCCCCAAUGUCAUUCUCCUGGACUCACGCUUUAUCUGCAAAUAUCCGUCCACUGAUGUCCCACACAAAGACAACACAUCCCCCUACGUUGCCUGGCAUCAGGACAUCAAAUACUGGGGAUUUGAGGGAGGACCAGUGGCUUCUGUGUGGCUGGCACUGGAUGACGUGGACACAGAGAAUGGAGUCCUGCAAAUCAUUCCAGGAACUCACAAACAGGGGGUUCUAGAGCACAGGACUGCAGACAUCCCGGGGAACAUGCUGACAUCAAACCAGGAGAUCCCAAAGCACCUGGUCAAUGUAGAAGAUUUAGUUGAGUGUCCACUCAAAGCUGGACAAAUGUCUGUACAUGAUGGACUGACCGUCCAUGCCAGUGAACCUAACAUGUCCAACAGGAGAAGAUGUGGAUUUGUCAUCCGCUACGUUCCCACCGAAGCUUAUCCUGUUGAGGAUCCAGAACGUCCCCGAACUUUUCCUGCAACUGUACUGGUGGCCGGAACCGAUCAAUAUAACAAUUUCCAAAACCACGCCCCUCAUUUCUUCACCAAGGCAUUUUAAUCUUUUUUUUUUUUUCAUAUUAGCCAGAUUAUUCCUAUGUCACCUUUUUUUUAAAUCCUCUUUCCACGAUAAGAAUGCUUCUAUACGUUUCUGAUCUUUUUAUUAAUUGCCAGUCGGAGAAACACAAUCAUCUUAGCAUGUUAUUACAAUAGAACAUAGUAUACUUCUUUGUAGAUGUUCAGCUGGAUUAUUUCUUAUUUGAGCAUGAAACUAGAUAAUUGGUUGAUUGGUGUACACAAAUAAAAUAUAGCAAUAUAUUAAUAGAUAGCUGUUCAAUACUGCUUUAAGGGGGUAAUUAAGAUCUGAUCGCUGGGCUGCGUUUUUUGCUGCUCUGUGAUCAGAUAGUCGCCGCCUACAAGGGGAGGGGAAAGGUGCUGUGCAAGUGUGCAAUUGCUUCUUUAUCAGGGCUGCACAAGACUCAGUUUGUGCAGUCUCUGCGCAGCCCAGGAUUUACUUAUUCUGUGCAAUGGAAUCCUGCUGAUCGUGGCCGGAUCUGACGUCAGACACACUCCCUCAAAACGCCUGAUCCGGACACUCCUGGAAAAUGGUCAGUUGCCACCCACAAACAGCCUCUUCCUGUCAAUCUCCUUGCAAAUGCCCGUGCAUUCGGAUUUUUCACACCAUCCCA
Pseudophryne corroboree (corroboree frog) is the source of this 1470-nucleotide messenger RNA. RefSeq names its product probable alpha-ketoglutarate-dependent hypophosphite dioxygenase. NCBI's taxonomy places the organism in Eukaryota, Metazoa, Chordata, Amphibia, Anura, Myobatrachidae. Gene Ontology annotation, molecular function: phytanoyl-CoA dioxygenase activity. The coding region runs from base 51 to 842 and encodes 263 amino acids. The transcript is spliced from 6 exons. The record is from RefSeq and is a predicted model, not a curated record. Gene Ontology annotation, biological process: fatty acid alpha-oxidation.